AUGAGGCUUUCGAGACAUUCAAAGCUUAAAUCAAUCAGAAAAAGAUUAGAAUUGACUCCUCCUCCUCUCUGGAAAAUAAUCCAUAAAGACAAAUUUUUUAAUUCAGAAGUUUACUAUCUAUAUGCAGGGGAGAGAGGAGGAGCCAAUUCUGAUCGUUUUCUGACUGAUUUAGACUUUGAAUGUCUCGAAAACAUUCAACUCAACAAAUACAAUACCAUCAAAUCGAAACAAGGCAUCAGUGGCCCUUGUCGAUCUGACCAGAUAUGUAUUUGUACAAGCAAUAACAAAAUCAAAAUCAAAAUCAAAAUUGAACAAAGCCUGUCAGACUUAUGA
Molecule: messenger RNA, 333 nt
Organism: Phycomyces blakesleeanus NRRL 1555(-)
Lineage: Eukaryota; Fungi; Mucoromycota; Mucoromycetes; Mucorales; Phycomycetaceae
Exons: 2
Coding region: 1-333 (110 amino acids)
Source: RefSeq, a predicted model, not a curated record